Messenger RNA from Fusarium odoratissimum NRRL 54006, 1815 nucleotides. RefSeq lists its product as uncharacterized. The record is from RefSeq and is a predicted model, not a curated record. Gene Ontology annotation, biological process: proteolysis. The transcript has a single exon. NCBI's taxonomy places the organism in Eukaryota, Fungi, Ascomycota, Sordariomycetes, Hypocreales, Nectriaceae. The coding region runs from base 155 to 1600 and encodes 481 amino acids. Gene Ontology annotation, molecular function: peptidase activity.
GUGAUGCCUUAAGACUGCCUAUCAAUUCGCCUACUAAAGUAGGUAAGAGGUGGUAGGUAGGUAGGUGGUUUGGUAUUCAAACAUCUUACCCGCCAACCCCGCCAUCACUAAAACACCAUCACUAUCACCCCCUGCUAUUGUAACACGAGUCACCAUGUCUACUCCCGAAAACUUGUCCAUCCCCCAAGCCGACCUGGUCAGCAGAAAAUCUCACGUGCUGCCUGGACAAUUAUGUGUCACGGAGCUCUUCUUCAAAGUACCUCUGGACUACACGGACAUCCAGGGCCCUUCCAUCACACUAUUUGCACGUGCUGUCAAGAAACACGAUGUUCCCAUAUUCCCACCUGAUGAUGAAGAGUCGGAGAACAGUCCAAAAGACGAAUUUGGCGAGCCCCCAAAACCAUAUAUGGUCUAUCUUGAGGGAGGACCGGGCUUUGGCAACCGUGAACCGCAGGAUCAUCCCCUCACCCGCCACGCUCUUGCAAAGGGAUACCAGCUUCUCUUACUUGAUCAUCGCGGCGUUGGCCUAAGUACACCAGUUGGUGCUGAUAUGCUAAGCCUUGUAUCUGAAGACGUUGAAGGGCGCACUCGGUACCUCGGCCUCAUGCGCCAGGACAACACAGUCCGGGACUGCGAAGCUGUAAGGAAGUAUCUUACCGCCUCGUGGCCCGCUGCCAAACAACCAUGGUCCAUCUUUGGCCAGUCGUACGGAGGUUUCAUCGCACUAUCCUAUUUAUCCAUGCAUCCAGAAGGUCUUCGGGAAGUCUUUCUCACUGGCGGUCUAGCCCCUGUGGGUAAGAAGCCUGACCAAGUAUAUGAAGCAACAUUCCAACGGGUCAUAGAACGCAACGAGCAGUACUAUGAAAAAUUCCCAGAGGACGUCGAAAACGUCCGUCAAGUGGCUAAAUUCAUAGAGAGUAAAGGUGGCAGUAUUCCGUUGCCAUCUGGCGGUGUCCUCACCGUUCCUCGUCUCUUGACUAUCGGCAUUUCCUUUGGAAGCCAUGGUGGCUUCGACCAGGUUCACUCUACGAUCCUGACAUUAAAAACAUCCCUCGAUCAGUUCGGAUUUUUCAACAGAGCAUCCCUAGUGCCGCUUGAAGGCUGGAACCCAUUUGAUACCAACAUCAUAUACGCCAUCCUUCACGAGGCCAUAUAUUGCGACGGCCCUGGUUUAGCCUCCGCCUGGUCAGCCAAUCGCAUUGGCAAAGAACUCAAGCCCUUCUCCUGGCUGAAUGACAACUACUCAACGGAAUCUACCAGCGGAUGCCUCUACUUCUCUGGAGAAAUGAUAUUCCCAUUUCACUUCGAAACUUACCCAGAGCUCCAGAUACUUCGCCAGGAGGCUAAGUUAUUGGCCAGUCGUGAUAACUGGCCUGCUCUUUACGAUCAGGAGAAGCUGCGUAAGAAUAAGGUUCCUGUAUAUGCUGCUUCGUUCGUUGAGGAUAUGUACGUCGACUAUAACUUUGCCAGAGACACAGCCAAGCUUGUCAAGGGUACAAAGACUUUUGAGACGAAUGUCAUGUACCACUCGGCAUUAAGAGCGAAAUCGGACGAGGUUCUGCAGCAACUGUUUAGCCUGAGAGACGAUGUUAUUGACUAGAUUUGGGUGUCUUGCAAAACUGGCAUACCUGCAGAAGUUAAAUUCACCAAGAAGAAUAACUUUACUCGCACAUAAGAUAGUAAAGAUGAGAUGGAUAUGAAAGCUGGUACCUACUAUAUUUAAGUAGAAAAUAAAACUUCCAGUGGCUAUAUUAAUAGUGUACCGAUCCGGCCUCCAGUCUGUAGACAAAACAGCAAAGAACAACGACCACAAAC